AUGGUCAAUACUGGCCACCCCAGUAAGGCAUGCAAGCUCUGUAGGUCGCGACGUAUAAAGUGCGACGAGACCAAGCCGGCAUGUCUGAAGUGCGCUAAAGCAAACCGCGUGUGCCCCGGGUAUCGUGAUGCUUUCGAGAUCAAUCUUCGCGAUGAAACACAGUCAACCAUCCGCAAAGCCAAGUCAGCAGCUAUUCGAAAAGCAUCCAAAGAAGGCCUUUCGAACACUGCCGAUGGUUCCGGAGAUGGCUUGAUCAAUGGCAUUGCCGCCAAUUCUCCCGACUGGCCUCCGGUAGGCAGGCAGCACGCCGUUAAACCGACCGCCAACUCGUCAUCAUCAUCAUCUUCAUCAUCAUCAUCCCCCUCCGCCUCCGCAUCCCCGUCCUCUUCGUCAUCAUUCUCUCAGAUCAUCCUGAAUAAAAAGAGCUAUGAGGCCUAUCGAAGAUCACGCUCAGUCGAAGUCGAGAGGCUCCCGCGUGGUCUCGACACCCCCCUAGACGAACAAGCCACCUGCUUCUUUCUGUCAAAUUACGUCCUCGUACCACCAGCCGGUGUUGGCCACGGCAUUUUCACAUUCCUAAUCCCGCUCAUUGACUCACCCAGAUACAAAGCAUCGCCAAUGCACUCAGCGUUCACUGCCGUCUCGAUGGCUGCGCUGGCAGGCCGUCCAAACUCGCGCUCGCUCUUCUCCGUCGCGCAUGUGCACUACACCAGAGCGCUCGAGCAGUUGACGCGCGCCAUGCAAGAUCAAGACCAAGCCAAGCAAGACACGUCUCUCGCGGCAUCCAUUUUGCUGGCAUUUUACGAGGGACUCGCUAACGACGAGUACGAAAUGUCGGCCUUUUCGAAGCAUAUCAGCGGGGCAGCCGCCAUGAUCAAGCUGAGGGGCCCCAGGUUGAUAGAGUCACCUUUGGGAGUGGCUAUGUUUGAGGUUGUCCGAGCUUCGGCUUACAUGUUCUUCUCGGAGUGUUCCAUCGAGGACAUCAAAUGGUGGGCUGGACAUGCUGUGGCCGAGAGUGUCGGGCACCAAGCCCUCACCCUCAAUCUACAGACGACCUUGAUCCGUGCUGAAGCAGACCACUUGUUCCAGGGCGCUCACUCUGCCGAAAAGGUCGAACGUGCCCUUGAACUUUCAAAGAAAGCGCGAGCUCUUGAUGGUGAGAUCGUCAAAUGGUUUGAAGCUUGUCCUCCGGCAUGGAAGCGUGGGUCGGCAGGGACCGCGCCGCCGCUGCGAGGCUCGUUAUCGAAUCCCAUCAAGUCCUCAACGUCAGCAUCUGCCUACACGCCCUCUUCAGCGUACUCACCAUUUCACAAUACGUUUUCGGCCCCUACACCGUCCUCCAGAGCCAUGUUUCCACUCUCGUCAAGCCCGACCCGCCUCGACCCUUCGGAAAGUUCUCCAUGCGAGCCGACCCCGACGCAGGCGCAAGAUGAGGCGGACAUGUGGUACAAGAACCUCACUGCCUAUCCAGACCUCGAAAUCUACACUUAUCCGAAUGUCUGGGCUGCCGGCAAAUACAUCACCACCCACGUCUCCCGCCUGCUGCUGGCGCAGAUCACAGCCCGCUGCAUUGCAUGGACAUGCCACCCAGCCGAUCCGUUCCAUACCGAAGGAUAUCGCAAGGUGCAAGCUAUAGGCAGAGAGCAGGUCGAGGAGAUCAUCUCAUCAACACCUUACUUGACUGGCUGGGCGGGCGACUCGACGACAACGCCGUACUUUCCCUGCGGCACCGCUGAGAUGCCCAAGGGGCUAGCGAGCGUGACCUGCAUGUGGCCCCUCCUCGCGGCAGGCAUGAGCCGUUUUGCUAAUAGGAGUCAUCGGGCUUUUGUCAAGGGGCGGCUCACUCAUAUCGGCGAAAUGAUGGGCAUUCGGCAGGCUGAGGUCUUUUCAAAGAAUAUCGACAUCAACACUCGUGGCCCAGAUCGACAUAACUGUCAACUUUCUGAUUUAUCUUUCCACUUCAGACACUAA
Messenger RNA from Verticillium alfalfae VaMs.102, 1971 nucleotides. RefSeq lists its product as hypothetical. Lineage: Eukaryota; Fungi; Ascomycota; Sordariomycetes; Glomerellales; Plectosphaerellaceae. Gene Ontology annotation, molecular function: DNA-binding transcription factor activity, RNA polymerase II-specific; zinc ion binding. The record is from RefSeq and is a predicted model, not a curated record. Gene Ontology annotation, biological process: regulation of DNA-templated transcription. The transcript is spliced from 3 exons. Bases 1 to 1971 code for a protein of 656 amino acids.